Messenger RNA from Ochlerotatus camptorhynchus, 6896 nucleotides. RefSeq lists its product as uncharacterized. Bases 656 to 6640 code for a protein of 1994 amino acids. The record is from RefSeq and is a predicted model, not a curated record. Lineage: Eukaryota; Metazoa; Arthropoda; Insecta; Diptera; Culicidae. The transcript has 12 exons.
UUUCAUCGGAAAACCAAAUAUGAGUGCAGUUCAGUGUUGGACCGAGGGUGCGUAGCCAGUUUCCACCGAGCCGCGGUCGCGAUUGCUUAGAAUCUUUCAGUUUUCGGUUUCUGUCCGAGUUUUAAUUUUCCGCUGCGAAAUUAGCAUAACCGGUUCAAUUCUCUCUCACAGCAGCAGUACGGCGGGGCGACUUGAUUGCAUUUAAUAUUUUUAUGGCAUAUCAUCAUCGACAGUAAAUGAACUCCUCGAUUGAACGAACAAACGCAAGACCCCGAUCGGAGUAAGUGUGCAAAGUGAAACCGAUACUUAAGUGUGCAAGAUAUUCAAGAAAAUAUCAGCAACGGAGUGAAAACUUCGGGUAAGAAUUGCAGAAAUCCUACCGAAGAAGACCUUUGGGAAGAGGAACGAGAAGAAGAAGAAGAAGAAGAAGAAUAAGGAACGAAAACAGUGUUGUUGCGCGAGAACGGGAAUAGCACUAUCAGCAGGUCAGUGAUGUAGUGGAGGCAGCUAUCCAGGGCAGCUAAAAAAUGUGAUCGUGAGUGUAGUGUUUUGGGUGGAAGAAAAAUCGAUCGAAAAUCAAAACCCAGUGCCUACUGCGAGCAUUCUCUAUUUCUACGUCAAGUGAAACAACCGGUGAUAAGUGCUUUCCGUAACCAUGGAGAAGGUGAAAGCUCACCGAAAACGAUCUUCCGAGAGUAAACGGGAGAAUCUCCCGACGCCACCACCAGAUCCGACGUUGGGACUCAGUUCCGGUACUGCAAUGCCUUCCCCUACUAGUGCGGAAAGUUCACAAGAACCAUUCGCGUACAGUAGCUUAGAGAGCGAUCCCUUCAAGCGCCUUUUUACGUACAAUGAGCGCGAAAGCCAUUUUCUGAAGCUCCUAUGUGAUAGUGAAACUAAUUCUAGUCUAAACAGGAUACUGCAUUCUCCGGUUGGUAGUGGCGGGGAAGGAGAUUCCAAUGCGGGACCACCACCAACACCACCACCACCACUACCACCACAGCCACCACUCAAGAUCGAAGGGACCGAAACGGCUUUCGAUUCACCAAAUGAUUUCCUCAUGCUACUGAGCCGUACGGGACCUUCCGUAGCAGCGGCACUUUCCACCAAAGGAGCCCUCGAUCAACUCGAUCGGCUACACGAUCUCAUCAAGCAACUACUGAUGCUACAGGAGCAGAACAUGCGAAUGCACUGGCAACUGAAGAAUGUCGAAACGCUGCGAAAGCUGAAGCUGAUGCAAAAUUCGAUGAACAAAGACCCAGAAGCAUUUUUGGUUACUGCACAACAGGAUGACAAUUCUGAUACUGACCUGCUGGAUAACGAAAUCGAACAAAACCUGGCUUUGUUGGAGACGAUUCUGGCGGCUGGGAACACUGCCAGCAGUAAACGCAGUAGUUCGAAAAGAGAACGCAGCAAAUCCGUCAUCAACGAAGAGAUCUCGGGCUUCUACCAAAGCAGCAUGAGCAGCAACCAAAGUGGCCGAAAUUAUCCACUGCGACGGCAGAGCGCCAUUUCCGACUUCAAGCCGAAGGUUUCCAAGUGGACCAAAGUGAAGGCGGCCUUCAAGUGGGAGAAGACCAGUGCGCUGCCCGCGAAUGAGAUCAAAACCUCCGAGGCGACGAUGGUUCCGGUGAACAACGAAGUGGCACGCUACCUUCGGGUACCGUCAGUUCCGUGUGUGGGCAGUUCUGGCGAUUCGGUGUUUAGUUCGUCGUCGGGGAUCGUCGUCAGCGGUGGUUCCGCACCGGGAACCCCCGGGGAAAACAGUUUAGCCAGUUCCGCCGAGGACCUCGCCGAUAUGAUGGACGAAGCUCGAACAACGAAACGUGACUCGGUGAAGAGCACCGAACGUCCACGAACCUACGAAGAGGAAGCUCGGCGAAGCAAAUCAUUGGACGGAGAUGCAAUUCUGGAUCCCAUUCGGCAGAUGGACAAGAACAAAAACAAAUCAGCCUGGAGUAAGGUGAAGGGGAUCGUCAAGAACCAUCGGGGAUCUCUCAAGUCAAAUGACUCCCAACGACGGAGUACCAAAUCGUCCAACAGCGUCGGCUGUAGCCGCGAAGCCAGCCCGUGCGAAUCGAUGGAUGCCUGUGAACUUCAACGGGACCGUUCGGAUUCGUUCUCGUCGAACCAAACGUCCCCUAGCCAUAGGAACACUACUCCCACCUUCCUGGCACUGCCUUCCGGAGAUAACAACAGUUGCCCGAACUCACCCUGCGGGUCACUACCGGCCACAUUUUCCAGUGAUGAUAACGAAUGGAAGCCUGAGUGCAAGCUGGGCCGAAGUGGUAGUGGCGAUCGUGGAGUUCCACCACUCAAGGACACCGGCGGAAGUCGGGGCUCUCGGAAAAGCAAACAUAUACCUGAGAUUGAAUCCGUACCUGAAGGAGUCCCGAUUGAUCCGAAGCACACCGUCAGAACCCGGAAAUCUCCUCCGAAGCCGUUGAGUCUGCGGCAGGAAUCGUUGGAUGUUGAAGCAUCCGCAGACCUGUCACUGUCUUCACCGGGAUCUCAAAAAGACAGUUCCAAAUACUCACCAAAGCGAAAGAGCUACGGUGGUGACGAGACUUCGGCUCCUGAAAGUCCCUGCAAGCCGUACGAAUUCUUCGAAGGUGAACUGGAGGAUUUUUCAAGCGAAGAAAUCUCCGACCAAAACACACCUCACCGACGGGCGUCACCGAAAACCAAGAACCUUCUUCGGCAGAGAGAAGAGAUCGAGCGACGCUACAUGGACCUGCAGAAGAAACUUCAACGGGAGUUCGAUGCCAAACAGCAGGAAUGGGAACGACUACGACCUGCGACCCUGUUGCUUACCAACAGUCCAAUUUUCCUUCUAGUAAAUCAGUUUUUUAAAGACGAUGCUCCGGCCAGUCCAAAGCGAGAACAGCCGUCCCAGACAGUGGUAGAGGAAAACCUUUCGCCGGACUUUAAGAAAAAGUUGGAUGAGUGGCGAAUCAAGGUAAGACUAGAGCUAGUCCCUUCAGCGUUUCAAAACAUUCAAGGGAUCUUUCAACAGCACCAGCCGCCAUCGAAGAAAGAACCCCAACCAAGUACGUCGAAAGAUUCUCCUACGGACCCCAAGAAGAAACCGGUAACGGAUUGGCAGCUAUGGAAAACGGGACAGGUCAAGCUGGAAGGACAAGGCUUAACGCAGCUGCCGAAUGCAAAGGACUUGCCAGAGGACUUCCAGAAAAAGCUCUCUGAAUGGAAGCAGAUGAAGGCAGCGAAUAAGGUUCCUUCCUACACUACCCCGUGUUCAACGGCAAGCGAGCUGUCAGUGAAGCGGCAGCAAAGCAAGCAUAUGACCGGAGCGACGGCCAAGAAACCGAGAGCCACCGAAUGCGAUCACAAGGGUGAACACAAGGGCGAAGGGCUGUCCAAGCUAAAGGCUCUGGUCAGUACAGAUCCUCCGAAGAAAGAACUGGUCGUCCAGACGACGAAGGGAUUCAUCAAGUUCGAAGGUAUUUCGAGGAAGUUCACCCGGCGGUUGUUCGAGUGGGAAAAGGCGAAGGGAAUCGGCCCGGAGGCAUCGACGAUUGCUCUGCUCCAUCCCGGUUACGCCCCGGUAGUCGUCGAGAAUGCUGGCGAUGUUUUCGAAGUGAAACGAGAAAAAUCACCCGGUCUCGGUCGAUCCCUGUCGAUGGAUAGCAUUUCGCCAAACCCCUCGGCACCGUCGAUCUCGCAUCAACCGUCCAGCUUGUCGUUGAACGAUGCCGACGAACUGAAGGAGAGUCAGGAGAAGGAUGCGGCCUCCAAUCGACGGGUUUCCUCCAAUCCAGAGCUGGAGCUGUCCGUUGAUCGGGAGGAGCCCCGUGCCGUUUUGGUUGAAGUCGAGGAGGACAUUCACGAAGUGGCCGAUCCACUAGCGGUAGGUCCGAAGGUAGACUCAGCCGGCAGUCAGAGUAAAACAGAGCCUGACCGCACUUCGCGACCAUCGAGCAACAGCAGCACACUUCUGAAAGACUCUACCAAGUUACUGAUCCGGCUACGCGAACAAGACUCCGUCGAUCGGGACGAGGUACGUCGAUUAAAGAUCGUCCUCCGUGCGCUGAUAGCUACCCUUCCGGAAUUUGUGGAAACCGGUUCCCGUGAUAGUAUUGCAUUUUUCGCGUGCAUGAAGGAUCUUGCCCAGGAAACGCUACAAUAUCUGUAUCGCUUCGAGGAUGGUUCCCUGAAGUCCGCUCCGGAAAUUCUGGAAAAUGUUCAAUCGAUAAAUUCUCAUGUUGGCGAUCUGAAAAAAUCCCUGCAUUCCUACAUGAAGUAUGCUUCGGCAGCGGUACGAAAUGAAGAGGACAUCCCGAAGAUCAGUAUUACACCGGCCAUCGGAGCACAGGCCACCAGUUCUAUACAGAAAUCAAACGACAGUCUUCGAAACAUGGCCACCAUCAACGUAACGCCAACGUUCGUGUGUAGCGCUGUCCGGGUUAACAAAAUCGACACCAACAGAACACAAACCAGACACUUUCCCAUAAGUUCAGAAUCGGAUCCAGUCCCACCGACGUCGUCGCAUUCACCGGGCUCCUCCACGCAGAUCGAAGGAAGUCUUGCCGAAGACCGAGCGCAAGAUCGGGACAACAGGAAGGUCGCUCGCAAUUUGAGUAACGGUUCCCGGAAGAAAACCCGAAUCAAGCGAAUGGGUUCCAGACAGAACAGCAAAACAGAAAGCGACAGCGAUGAUAGUCCACCGAACUACGUCCUGGAGGUACCCCGUAAGACAAAACGCAAAACAAGCAGAGCUAAGAAGCCUUCCGAUUCGAUGGAAAAACUGCCGGCGGUUCAUCCGCAAGUGGAAGACGUGGUUUUCGUUUUGAAAAUCAAACCGGGGCAGAAGGCAGAACAACAGGAGAAACCCCCCGUAGCAGCAUCGACAUCCGUCAGCGUCACCGAAGAGGUUCUGAUAUCUCCCACCGAGACUUGCGUGGAACUGCUCGAGAACCAAGGCAGUUCAAGUUCGAUCAACAACUGCACAGCGAACGUUCUGGUCAAAACGAAGCGAAGGAUCUUCACCACCGUGGAAGGUGAGUCGUCAACCAAAAACACAGCUUCCGUAGUUGUAAGUCGCGACGUGGAAUCGUCCAGCACUUCGGAUCGAAAUGACCCAUCGGAACUAGCAAAAGUCGAUCAGAAGAUCAUCACGAAUCUACCACCACUUCCACAGUCUCCAAGCACCCAGCGGCGGAUGGACAAGAGCGCUCCGACGAAGGAACUUUCACCCAAUAUUCGAUUGAUGAUUGCCAAGUACAACCAGCGUCUGUCGUCGGAACGUAGUGCAAAUUCGCCGCUCAGUUCCGGUUCCUGUUCACCGGUAGCGUGGAGGUCUCCGGUGUUGGACCGCCGAGUACGAAAACAAACGGAAAAGUACCAGGAGAGUAUCCAGCUGUCUAAAUCGGCCAGCGCAGGAAGUUUACGCAAGUCGUUGAGGCAGCUGGAGGCAGCUCAGAAAGCGCAUCAUGGACCGGAAGGAGACGAGGAGGAAGAGAGUGGAGCGAUUGCUUCUGUAAAAGUUGUAAAGUCGUCCAGCACGGGAAUGAUCGACAGCGGUCGCAAAGGGGGCAAUACGGGCAAGGCAGAAGAUGAAGGAGCUGAUCAUAGUGAUUCGCCAAAAAUGUCCUUUUUGGCUUACGAUAGCCUGAAGCGAAAGGAUACGUUGUCACGUAUCGAAAGAAGGGAAGCGGAGGAUUCCGGGUCGGGUGGCGGUCGAACGGACACGCUAAGGAAAGAACGGUUGUAUAAAAAGCGAACAGAGUCACCACAGGGAGCUGGAAAAGCAGGCGCUAGGAAGGUCCCUAGGGAGAAGUACACGAGGUGUCGAUCGGUACCGGGAGAGGAGAUGGUAAGCGAUCGUUGCCAAGAGGAGAAAAGCUUGAGGAGAGUUGAUGGUAAACCGCCGAGUCCUCGGUUGACAGUGCGGCGGAAAUUUACAGAUCAGGACUCUCCGCGAUCGGCGCCGACAACGCCGAUGGAAGAGGACAAGGGAAUGGUGCAAAUGAGCCAGCGAGCGUUGAAGCUGAAGAAAGCCAAAGAGGAGUUUUUACAGAGUUCAUCAGCAGCGGCCCGGGUAGACCAACGGCAACAGGUAUGGAACAAUCGAAUCAGUCAAAUUAGUAUGACAAGUGCAAACAGUGCAGACGACAACGCACUGCUAAUGAAAAGUGCCAGUGCCGGGGUAAUCAACAGUAGAACGGCGGAUGGAGAAGACAGCCAACAGGAGAGUCUGUACGAAUCACUGCCAAGAAGUGUGCUGAGCGCAUCGGGGGUUGUAGCCGACGAUGAAACAUCGUCAAGGAACACAAGUGUUCAAAGCAGUCGAUUCGGGUUGUCCAAUUUGGCUUCGAAAUUGAGAAAGGUUAAGCUGAGGAGGAGCAGCAAGGAUCUCAGCAAAAAGCCGGCCAUUUCACGACUGUGUCGACAGAGCCUGAUGGUCGAUAUCAGCGGAGAAGCGGUCAAGAUGGGGAGCGCGCAGAAUCUCGGACAGACCUCCAGUGAUGGUGGCGGCGGAGGUGGUGGAGAGUCCCUAAAGAAGUCAGGCAGUGUGCAAGCGAUCUGCAAUCGGUUUCGUAAGAGCAACGAACGAAGUGAUGAACUCAAAAAGAGUAGAAGUUUAGGAUUCUUGGAACCGGAUCGAAAAGGAUCCCAGUGAAGGCUUUUCUGUAAGUGUUUAAACCAUGUUUACAAUAUAGUAUUACAACAGCGACGGAGCAAUCUCAAACCUAUUGAUAAGCGAUUUUCGAUGUAAAUGUACCAAGUACAACAAGAGGAUGUAGGAAAAGUGUAAUUUUCAUGAGCAAUUCAAUCGCACACUGAUGCAAAGUGCCGUGCCAAAGAUUCGUAAGAUGCUGUACACAUCUGCUGUCGUAGAUUUAUAGAACUGAAUAAAGUCAGAGAAUUCGAUAAAA